CCUGUCAGGCCGUUUAUACUUCCUCACAACUUCCCGGGUCUUCCUUGGACCCAGCCGUCACCAUUUCCACCCCGAUUCGCAUUCAGUCGAUACUUUCCCCUCCUGAUCGUACAGACACAGAUGAGAGCUCGAAUACAACACAUUAUCAAGCUGUUCCGCAGAGGAAGUUCGAAGAGAGUUUCUCCCCCGCCGAUACCUCCCUUAAUCCUGCAAGUCCACCAGUAGCGCCUAAUCGACAGCUUCUGAAUACCGAAACGUCACGAAUAGAGGUUAUUGGAGGUGUGGCCGCCCGGGGUUUGGGGGAUGACGAAGCAAAGGCGAUGGUAGCAGUUAAUCUAGAGGGGAAGAAGCCCCCCAAGAUGCGUCCACCGAUGCGGUCGAGCAUCGCCUGCACACGAUGCCGGAAGAGCAAAAUAAAGUGCGAGAACACUGGUGGUACCAGUCCUUGCGAUAGUUGCAUUAAGACCGGAAAGGAGUGCAUCUUCAAGUUACCAGAUCCCGUUGCUCCCAAGAGAACCGACCCGCCUACAGGAGUUAAGCAAGAACGAGAUGGUGGGUCGGACAGAAAGAAGCUAAAGAAAAUAGAUGACAUAUCCAAAGUAAAUAACCAGCAAGCGAGCGUUUACGCCGAGGAAGUGCUCUCCGCACCUUUCUUGACGGAAGAUUUAUGGGAGCAAGUGCUAGAUCUGUAUAAGUUGCAUUUUGCGCCAGAAUUGCCUUUCUUACACUUACCGACGAUGAAAGAGAAGUUAGGUCGGAAGUUCAGGGCCUCCCAGUCAGAUGGUAACUCGGAAUUAAAUCUAGUGUUGUUGGGGGUCCUCACUCUUACCGCACGCUUUCAUCCGGAUCUCGUUAAAUAUCUCGCCCAUAUAUGCAAUAACCAACCUGGGAAUGCUAGGACCCGUCCCGUUCAGACGCAGCUUGACCCCGCUGCCGCGUCUGAGUAUUAUGCCGAUGUUCUCACCAUGGCCUUAGGUCCAAUACGAACCGCGAUGAAAGUUGCGACGGUUGAGAGGGUGGCAGCUUUUCUCAUGCUAGGGUUAUAUGAAUGGAGCCAAAUUCGGCCCAGUACUGGUGGACUUGGCGCUUGGAUGUACGUUGGCAACGCUGUCAGGAUGGCGCAAUAUCUAGGGCUCGGGUAUAGCGACAUCCCUGAUUCCCCAGACCCUUAUGGUAAAACUGGAGAGCCGCAGCAAAGGGAUUCUUCCAACCAAUCUCAACUCGCCCUAGAAAAAGAAAUCAGGAGGCGGACUAUGUUUAGCUGCUUUAUCUUAGACCGCAUGCUCUCUUGCGGCAAAGGGCGAGUCGCUAUUAUACACUCAGAUGACAUCCAAAUUCAGCUUCCUUGCUCAGAAGAUAAGUUCGAUUUGGCGAUGGAGGUGCACACGGGUUUCCUGAAAGAUAAAGGGCGCCAUGGUAUGGACGACAGCGUGCUGAGCAGAUUUAUUCAGCUAGUAGAUAUAUGGGGGGAUAUCUCGAAAUUUAGCUCCACAGGUGGUCGCCUCAAUAGGAAAGAUAGAGAACGUCCGCCAUGGACGAAGGAGAGCACUUUCUAUCAACUAUCACAGAGGCUUGCGGAGUUCGACGCGGAACUUCCCGACACCUUCACAUUUUCGCGAUCCAACUACUUUAAGCACGAGAAUCAUCAAGCCUCCAGCGUGUACGUCUUAUUACAUAUGCUGAGAUGUCUUUGCUUGAUCAUGUUGCAUCGGGAGUACAUACCUUUCGUGCCCGUUCGUUGCCCGCAACCCGAAGGACCACUCGAUAACCCAACGUUUCCCGAGGACAAAUUCGGCCCGCCUCCCGAGGGAUUUUGGAUAACAAGUGCAGAACAGGUAUUCAAAGCAGCUCGAGGGAUUGUGGAUUUAAUCGAAAUAUGUCAAAGGAAAGACAAAUUGCCACAAUCAACUAUCGUUCUCUUCGCGAUUUGGACAGCAGGGUUCGUAGGGCUGUAUGGCAAACACUUUCCUCAAAUGGACACUGAGAGACACAUGCUGGGCUACGAAUUUGAGGAUACUCGGCAACCCGAGUCUGUUCCCGAGGUAUUCAGGCGUGGGUCGGUAGCUUUUACGUUCGCAACACUCCACAAGAUGUCUAUGUGGCUUAAAAUGGCCGUCACCUACGUGGGACUCCUACGGCAGAUGGAUAAGUACUUCGAAAAUAUUAAGCUGGAUUAUUACCGGCAUAUCACGAAGAACGGCGGGUUUGAUGAAACAACACAUCAAGUACGCAAAGGCGGUCGUGGUGCCGGGCUUGAAGAAUAUAAGCCUCUGGUUGGUUCUCUUAAAGACUUUGGAUUCGUACAACGGGCAAACAAUGAACAUGAUCUUCCAAAUGGCCCAGACCGGGUAUCACCAACUUCAGCGGAUCGAACGGUGCCAGGAGGAGCUGAGACUAAUAACACAUCCUCGGCCACGAAGCCGCCGAAGUCUACGCAAUCAGGAUCUUUCACUGCGAUCAACCAUGCCCACACCCCUACCCCUAUACUGCCAGCGCCGGAACCAGGGCAUCCAUUUAACAACGAAGCAAGAUAUCCGACUCCUCAUCCCGAACAAGUGUAUGCCGAUCCUUGGCGGCAUCAUAACAACGCACAUCAGCAUCAGCAGCAACAACAUCAACAGCCGCCACUGCCAAUAUCUCAGGGCUAUCCUACUUCUGAAGCAAUGCUCGAAACUACCGCCAUCGCCGCCGAAGCUCACGAUAGGGCUUUCUGGGAUUCUUUCAAAAAGGAAGAGCCUCGCCGAAUCGGGACGAUAGGAGAUCUCGGAUACUUCUCGAGUGGGGACUCCCAACUUGCUGUAGCUGAUAUGCCAUUCGCGGACUCAACCUACAUCCCAGCCUUGGCAGAUUCAUCUUAUCAAUACCUGCAAGUAGCUGAAUACUAAGCUUCUUAUAUACCACACAUCUGGGGCGGAGCAAGAGUGGAACUGUCAGCGAAGCAAAUCGUACCACGCACACACAUACACACAAAUGCCUUGAGCCAGGGCGGUCUUUUAGGAAAUUAGCGAAGGGAAAAGAGAGGCACAGGAAUUGGUUUCACAACUAAGGCGUUAAAACGGGUGUUGGCUCAAUUGUUAUCAUGUUAAAGCAUCAUACCCACCUACCUUAUUUUUGUAUAAGAUUAUUAUAUCAUAUAUCAUCGAGGUUUGGGACUGGGGGGUUAGUCUCUAAUGGUUAUUCUGAUGGAUGAGUGGUUGGUUGGUUGGUUGGUUAUUGUCGUCAUGUUCAUUUUUUGUGGUUGUUGUUUUUUCUUUUACCAACUCUUCAGAUAUCCCAAUGGCAGUAAAGAAAGUAGGUACCAGGCAAGUAGGCAGGCGGUACUGUUGCGGAAUGUAGUUGUCGGGCCAGGCUAGGCUUAUGGGGUUGCGUGUGAAUGUCGAAAAUAUACCGAUAUUUGUUGAUAUGACGAAUUUCUGCUUGUUCUAUGCUUUUUGAUAGGGUGUGUUGGGUCGUGAAGGUGAGGCUAGGUGAAUCAUGGAU
Hypoxylon trugodes is the source of this 3480-nucleotide messenger RNA. RefSeq names its product fungal-specific transcription factor domain-containing protein. The record is from RefSeq and is a predicted model, not a curated record. Gene Ontology annotation, biological process: DNA-templated transcription; regulation of DNA-templated transcription. NCBI's taxonomy places the organism in Eukaryota, Fungi, Ascomycota, Sordariomycetes, Xylariales, Hypoxylaceae. The coding region runs from base 321 to 2885 and encodes 854 amino acids. The transcript has 2 exons. Gene Ontology annotation, molecular function: zinc ion binding; DNA-binding transcription factor activity, RNA polymerase II-specific; DNA binding. Gene Ontology annotation, cellular component: nucleus.